AUGAAGAGAAAGAGGGAGGGAGAAGGGAGGGCGACGGUAACUGGGACGGGCAGUAGCCAUGAUGGCGGAUCGGAGAGGGGUUACGAAGUGUUCUUAAGUUUCAGAGGGCCCGACACCCGCUUAACCAUGGCUGAUUGUCUCUACAAUGACCUGAUCUGUGCGGGGAUCCGCGUUUUCAAAGACAAUGAAGAGCUCCGAUUUGGGGAAGAGAUUGAAGGUGGCCUCUUGCAAGCGAUCAAUGACUCCAGAAUUUACAUCCUGAUUUUCUCCAAGGACUACGCCUCAAGUAAGUGGUGCCUUCGUGAACUGGCACGCAUAGUGGAGCUAAAGAGAGCUAAUGCUGAGAAAGUGAUCCUCCCUGUAUUUUAUGAUGUGGACGUGGAUGAUGUCAAGCUUAAGACUAAGUUAUAUCGGAAAGCCCUUCGGAAGCACAAGAGCGACUACGGGAAGGAUUUAGUAAAGAAGUGGAAGAAGACUUUAAGAAAGGUUGCUAGAAUUAGAGGAAGGAAGCUAAAAGAUCACGGGUAUUAUUUGCUUCUCCAUUGA
Eucalyptus grandis is the source of this 546-nucleotide messenger RNA. Its product is annotated as TMV resistance protein N-like. Gene Ontology annotation, biological process: signal transduction. The record is from RefSeq and is a predicted model, not a curated record. The transcript has a single exon. NCBI's taxonomy places the organism in Eukaryota, Viridiplantae, Streptophyta, Magnoliopsida, Myrtales, Myrtaceae. Bases 1 to 546 code for a protein of 181 amino acids.